GACUCCCGCCCCAGUCCGGGCCCCGAGGCCUGCUCACUGCCACUUCCGACCGGAGAUGCGCCGGCCGUAAAGCUCGGCGCCAGCUGCUGCAACGCGCUUACGACAGAGCCCGGGACCGGACUACGGCCGGCAACCGCCCCCGCCCCCGCUGUAAGCGUUUGGGUUUCUGGAGCCCGGCCGGGCGGCCGUCUUCCUGUUUGCCUUCCGCGCUCGGUCUGCGUCCCUCAGAGGCCGCUCGGAGGCGGCUCGGAGCCGCUGCGGCUCGGAGGGGAGGGCCCUCACCGGCGCCUCCCGGCCGCCAUCAUCCCGGCGUGCACCGCGGCGGCGGGCGAGUCGGCGGCCAUGUUGCGGUAGUUUGUUGUUUUCUUUCUGCGGAGGAGCAGGGCCGCAGCGGCCCGGACCCGCUGCCUCGCUCGCCCCCUCCCCAGUCCUGGCCCGACGCCCCCCGACGCCCGGCCCCCGCCGCACGUCCCCCGGCCCCGGCCGGCCCGGCGGCCCCCCAGCUGGCUCGGUGGGGCGAGGCUGAAGCCGGGCCCACGGAGCACCAUGGCGGCCGCCCUGGGAGCGGGCGGAGGAGCCGGCGCCGGAGAUGAGGAGUUCGACCAGUUUGAUAAGCCUGGAGCGGAGCGGUCCUGGAGAAGGAGGGCUGCAGACGAGGAUUGGGACAGUGAACUUGAAGACGACUUACUUGGAGAAGAUCUGCUCUCUGGCAAAAAGAACCAGUCAGAUUUGUCAGAUGAAGAGCUAAAUGAUGAUCUUCUACAGAGUGAUAACGAAGAUGAAGAAAAUUUCAGAUCUCAGGGUGUCACAGUUAGUCUGAAUGCCACAUCUGGCAUGGUCACAUCAUUCGAACUGUCUGACAACACUAAUGACCAGUCUGGAGAGCAGGAGUCUGAGUAUGAACAAGGAGAGGAUGAGCUCGUCUAUCACAAAUCCGAUGGGUCUGAACUGUAUGCUCACGAGUACCCUGAGGAAGGGCAGUACGAGGGCCACGCUGCCGAGCUGGCAGAGGACCACAUCGAGUACGUGGAAGAGCCAGAGGAGGAGCAGCUGUACAGCGACGAGGUGUUGGACAUCGAGAUCAAUGAGCCUUUAGAUGAAUUCACAGGAGGUAUGGAAACUUUGGAACUGCAGAAGGAAAUAAAAGAAGAAUCAGAUGAAGAAGAUGAUGAUGAUGAAGAAUCUGGACGAUUACGUUUCAAAACAGAAAGGAAAGAAGGAACAAUUAUUAGGCUCUCAGAUGUAACUAGAGAGAGAAGGAACAUUCCAGAAACUUUGGAGCUGUCCGCGGAGGCCAAAGCUGCGUUGCUUGAAUUUGAAGAAAGAGAACGACAGCAUAAGCAGGGGCGCUACGGUUCCCGGCGGGGCGGGCGGAGAGGAGGCUCCCUCAUGUGCCGUGGAAUGGGGGACCAGAGGAGAGACAACAGUGAGAGGGGCCGGAUGAAGGACCACAGGCCCGCGCUGCUCCCCACACAGCCUCCUGUCGUGACGCACUCGCCGCGGUUGAUUCCCCCGCCGCAGUCCCAGCCGCCGCCGCCGCCGCCGCAGCAGCAGCCAAUCAGGAGCCUGUUCCAGCAGCAGCCCCUGCAGCCUCUGCUGCCCCUGCAGCCUGCGCACCAUCCGUCCCCUCCUCAGGGGGUGCACAUGCCGCCCCAGAUGGACGCCCCGAGGGUGCUGAUGACCCCCCCACCCGGGGCCCCGCAACAGCCCAAGAACAUCCACAUCAACCCCCACUUCAAAGGGGCCGUGGUGACGCCUGUGCAAGUGCCCUUGCUGCCUGUCCCGAGCCAGCCGAGACCUGCCGUGGGACCCCAGAGAUUCCCAGGCCCGCCAGAAUUCCCUCAGCACACCCCUGGACCUGUUCCCAACAAUUUUAGCCAGCCCCCACGGCUUCCUCUUCAGGACCAGUGGAGAGCCCCGCCCCCUCCCCAGGAGAGAGACCCUUUCUUCUUAGGAGUUUCAGGUGACCCACGGUUCCCGAGUCAUCUCUUCCUGGAGCAGCGCAGCCCCCCUCCACCGCCACCGCCGCCCACACUUCUCAGCAGCAGUCACCCGGUGCCCACGCCCAGCCCCUUACCGUUCACUCAGCCGGGACCGGCGUUUACUCAGCAAGGACAGCAGCCAGUGUUCCCCCGGGAGAGGCCCGUCCGGCCCGGCCUGCAGCCUCCAGGCCCAGUGGGUAUCCUUCACUUCAGCCAGCCGGGGGCAGCAGCCACGCGGCCCUUCAUCCCUCCGCGGCAGCCCUUCCUGCCUGGCCCGGGUCAGCCGUUUCUGCCCGCGCACGCGCAGCCCAGCAUGCAGGGGCCCCUGCACCCCCCUCUGCCCCCGCCACACCAGCCCCAGCCGCAGCCCCAGCCGCCCCCACUGCAGCCGCCCCCGCAGCACCAGCCGCCCCCGCAGCACCAGCCGCCCCCGCAGCACCAGCCGCACGCACCGCCGCCCCCGCACCAGCACCUGUCUGUGCCACCGCCGCCUCUGAUGCCCAUGGCGCAACCCCAGUUCCGGCCUCACGUGCAGACGGCUCAGCCCCCGCCGAGCAGCAGCCGGGUGCAGUGCCCCCAGCGCCAGGGCCUGCGGCAUAAUACGACUUCUCAGAACGUGAGCAAGCGGCCGAUGCCGCAGAUGCAGCCAACCGCCCCGAGAAACAGCAAUCUGCGGGAGCUGCCCAUAGCGCCGCCACACGUGCUGGAGCUGAGCAACAGUCGCUGCCCCUCCACGCCUGCGGCUCACGUGAAGCCCAUGGUCAACACGUCACCACCCGCGAGGCCCGGGCUGGGGUCCCGGAGUGCACAGGGCAAGGCAGAGGUGCAGGUCAAGCCAGUCAGCCCAGUGGUCCAGCCCAGAGAAGAGGCAGCAGCGGAACCAGAGUUUCCUGAUGAAGAUGAAGAAACAAGGUUGUAUCGCUUGAAGAUAGAGGAACAGAAACGCCUCCGAGAAGAGAUCCUGAAGCAGAAGGAGCUGCGCCGGCAGCAGCAGGCAGGGGCCAGGAAGAAAGAGCUGCUGGAGAGGCUGGCGCAGCAGCAGCAGCAGCAGCAGCAGCAGCAGCAGCAGCUCUGCGCGCCCCCUGGCCCCCCCGCAGAGCGCGAAGAGCAGCCGUCCUCACCCUCGCCCACCAACGGUAACCCCUUGUUACCCUUCCCAGGCGCCCAGGUCAGACAAAAUGUGAAAACCAGACUUCUCGUGAAAAGUCAAGAUGUCUCUGUUUCAAAUAUUCAGGCCCAAACCUCGAAUUCUGUGCCAUCUGGUGCUAACAUGCAGUACCCAGGACAACAGAUGAAACCACUGAAACAUUUGAGACAGGCCAGAACUGCACCCCCAGGUCCGGCUCCGCACAAAGUCCUGCCGGGGCCGCCUGCGGACGGAGAGGGGCUGCUGCCCGCCUCACAGGCUGCUCGUGCUGCGGCCCUCCAGGGCCGGCCCCCAGACGCCAAGACCGGCGCAAAAAGGACUGUCAUGCACCGGGCCAACAGCGGUGGUGGAGACGGGCCACACGUCAGCGCCAAAGUCAGGGUGAUUAAGUUGUCCGGCCGGCAGGGAGGAGAGAGCGAUGGCUAUUUUCAUCCAGAGGGCCAGCCCCAGCGGCUCCCCCAACCCCCCGAAGUGAGACAGCAGCCUGUCCGCAAGGUGACGCUGACCAAGGGGUCCCUUCAGCAGCCCCAGCACCUGCCCAUGGGGGCCCACAUGCACUCGGCCGGCCCUCCAGGCAUUAAGAACAUCCCAGGACUCCAUCCGGCCAAGAAGGUCAUUGCGCACGGGCGAGGCCGGGGAGCAGCAGGGCCCAUGGGGCGCGGCCGCCCGAUGCCCAACAAGCAGAACCUGCGGGUCGUGGAGUGCAAGCCGCAGCCCUGCGUGGUGUCUGUGGAGGGGCUGUCGUCGUCCACCACGGACGCCCAGCUCAAGAGCCUGCUCAUGUCCGUGGGGCCCAUUCAGAGUUUACAGAUGCUUCCCCAGCAACGGAAAGCCAUAGCCAAGUUUAAGGAACCAGCCCAUGCGUUAGCGUUUCAGCAGAAGUUCCACAGGCACAUGGUCGAUCUGUCGCACAUAAAUGUGGCCCUGAUCGUUGAGUGAUUUCUGACGGGGAGCCUGACCUUGCACUGCACACACGCUGUGGAGUUUCUCCGCGGAAGCUGCCAGCGCAGGACCGCUCGAGCUGAGGGCUCUCUGUCCAGUCUUGUAACUUGUCCGCAGCGCCAGGCAGCCCAGCUCUGAUCCCGGGAGAGCUGAACUGACGGGACGUGGCGGCUGGAGCUCGGUGUUAGGUUGCUUCAGGUUUUGUGGUCACCUCAGAGAACUGCAGUUUUUGUUUCCUUUUGUUUUCAAAGUGCUUCCAAUGCAUGUAGACAUUGUUGUUCGUGAUCUUCUGUCUGAUCGAGCACAGUGACUUAGGUUCAGGAGACAGCAUCUGUGUCCCAGACGCUGAGUAGCUUUCACGGCAAAGAAUAUUUGAUAAUGGUUGCACUUAUCUUCAGUGCAGGUAGACAAGUUUUCCCAGCCAAGCAUACCUUGUGUACCUUCUCAGAAAGCCCUCCAAAGGCUCUUGUAAAAACAAGGACGGGCAUUUGGGUGGUUGUGAUUGACAGUUGCGUAUCCUAGAAAGCAGGGGGAGAAGGUGCUUGGGGUGGUGCCAGUCGUGCGGCAGAUUCUGCUGCUUGUAAAGAUUCCAAAAGGCCAACUGCGUAUUCCUAGUUCCAGACGGGCCCACCAGUCCUUUUAACUUGCCAGGUAAGGCGAGGACGCAGGUGGCCAGCACUGUGCAGCCCUCGUGGGGGGGUCCCCUGCUCGGUGGGCUGUACAGCGGACCUGCCGGGCGGAGGAGCAGCCCGAAGCUCGAACAAACCUGUUUGGUUUCUCCCUCCUUUUAAAUGUAGCCCCAAGUGGCAUAUUCAUAGUCAUGUCACUGGCUCUGUGACGUGUGACAUUCUUUGGGAAGUUAGUUGUCAUUGUGUUAGCUUUUUUUUUUGAAGGCCUUUUGAGUGGGUCUGCGCGGUCCUUCAGACCUGAGAGCAUGGUGACAUUGGCCCUGGCAUGCCACUGUUGGUGGCAUGUGGCGUGAGGGAUGGCGACGCCCAAAGUGAAAUUGUGUGCCCCCCAUGACCCUGCUGGAGUAAUCUGGGUAGGCUCCUUUAGGUGACAUUCUUAACUCCCCAUAAAGCGACCUUAGUAAAAUUCAUUCUGGGCAAACACUGAAAAAGUGCCUUAUUGCGUUCCUGCUCGCUGGGGGGAGUCUCACUGCUCCGCAGUGGCCCUGACAUGGCCCUGACGUGGCCCCAGACCACGGGAGCGAAGGACACGAGGGCAUGUCAGGCCUUUUAGCUGCAUUUCAUUCCUAAGGUGUCGGGUCAGGUUUAGUCACAGACUUAAGGCAAAUGGCAGUUUGUUGGCCCUGGGUGCCUCUGGUUAGUGCAGCGGGGCCCAGGACGUGCAUGGGAUGCCCUGUGGGCAGCCAGGUGCCCGGACGAGGACCCGGGGUGUGUGAGUUUGUGCCAUCUCGUUUGCACAGUUGCUCUUUGAUGUUACUCUUUGAAAUUAAAUGGCCAGCACUGGACGAGAGUAUCCAGACCCCGUGAGAGCUUGCGUAGUGUUGAUUCUCAAACGGCACCAUGUGCUGAGCCUGGACAUGUGGGUGGUGACUGGCAGCUGCUCACAGGUCUCAGCUCGAGACUGUCGGCUCCUAGGAGACUCCGGGGAGCCCCCAGCUGAGGCGCCUAAGCCCCUGACUAACCCUCGGGCACUGGCGCGUGGGCCAGCCCCACCUCGAGACGCUGCAGUGUGGCGCCGUCACUGCCCACGCGUCACAAGUCGUACAGGCGUGUUUAUGUAUAGAUGCAUAGUGGAGCCAGCUCUGGCCACGGUGGGCCGCACUGAAAUGGUAAGUUCAGUCGCUGCGUGUAGCUCCAGUGAAGAGCCAUCCAGGCCACUUCCCCACCUGGGCAGCAGGCGGCUGGCAGUCAAGGACUUACUCUCUCACCGAGGACAUUGCAGUGUAGGAAGAUGAGCUGAACACAUUUUUGCCACUUUCUAGAAAUAGUCUGUGUGUUUUGUGGCUUUGAAACCAAAAAUCUGCAUGUUGUCUGUGAAAGUAGGCAUUUGAGUGUACUUUUUUCUAGUUAGCGAGGAUAACUAAUCCUGCUUGGGCAAUGUGGCUACUUCAAGGUCUGCUUUUGGCCUUGCCCUAGCGUGACGUGGGUGCCCUGGCACACAUGCACACACGCAGGCUUUCUCUUGAUACAGUUCCUGAAAGCACUGCUUCCAUCGGCUCCAUGCCGUGGGCACCCAGCCCUGGGAAUGGGCUCUGUCCCUGCAGCGAGGCCCGUGACAAAGUUGAGUUUCCUUGGAGGAAACUGCAGAAAAGGGAAGAAGCAGAAUUAGAAAGUCAUGGUAUUUCCAUUUUCGGUGCACUUCUCGCAGCGAAAUCAGACCACCGUAAGCCGAACUUUUGGAAGAUCUGUUGCAACCAUUAUCUUUGUUCUUUAUUCAUCAUGCAUUUAAAGUGAGAUGCAGAAGCAUUUAACAUACUGUGUAAAUAUGGACCUUUUAAAAUUAAAAUGUUAUUGGAAAUGCUUUCAGUUCAACAACACUUUAGCUAUUUGUUAGUUCUUUUGUGUUGUCUUAUCAAAGUUCGAUGGAUACAGUUCCAUUAUUGUUGAUGUGUUCGUGUGUGUAUUCGAUUUUUAUAAAGAUGGGAGUAAGUCAAUACAUUUAUCCUGACCUGUGUAUUAUUUGUUCACAAAUUCAAGGAGCUUAAAGCCAGUAAAUAUCAGUAUAUCUCAGAAGGUAAAUACAGCCGGUGAUUGUGUGGAGAAAAAUUACUUUUUUUUUCACCUUACCUUGUUUUGAUUUUGUGCUGUAAUGUAAGUUCACCUACCGUAGCUGCCGACCUGAGCAUAACCGUGCAUUGCCGUUGGUCUGGCCGCGUUUGUGAGGUCCUUAUCCUGACGUUCUUCUAAAGGAGCACUCUCGCCUCUUUUUUCUAAAAGAAUGUUGAGGGUUCCCUCUCUCUGGACAGGUAGCACCCUCAGUAGCUGCCUGUGGCCUCACUCUACCUGGAAGGGGCGGGGUGGGGUGGGGCGGGGCAGGGCUUCCUUGUAAGCACAUUGAUUUGGGUCGUCCUUACCUUGAUUUGUAAAGGUCCUGGGGAAACGAUUGUUCACGCUUGGUUCUGUAGCGUUUCUGAAUUGUGACAGAGCUUAGAUCCUGCACCAGCAUUUUGCUUAUUCUGCAAACAGACGUGGUUGCUGGGGAGGGGGCCGGGAGAGGUACAGGGUGAAGGGGCAGGUGGAAUGGUAGGAAUGGUGGCGGGGGGUGGGGGGGUUUGCAGAACAAAGGAGUUGUGACAAGUGUCAGUAAUAAACUGUUCUAACACACUGCCUUUUGGGGGUCGGCAGUCCAGUGGAGAAGCAUGCAGCUGGUGGGACAUGGGGCUCUCGGUAGGUGUCUGUUGGACGCUUUGGCUACAGGGUGGGAGGGCGUCCCCGCCUGCCAGGGAGCCACCUUGUUCUCGGUGGCCAACAGGAGGACCUGGCUGCCUCGUGUGGGAUAGAUGAGACCCGAGGCUGGGCCUUGCUCGUAGAGCUGGUUUUGAGAAGCUAUUACUUCUUUUCUUUUUGUUUUGGCUUUCAGGUUUUUGUUCUGUUUAUUUUGUUUUUUAUUUCUGUUGUUUAGUGGAAGGUAAGCUCACCUUGGUCAUAGACCACUGGACUGACAGGGACUCUGUUGAGAACAGUUAGGUGUGAGAGAGGUCUGUGUGCCCUGGAGCCCUGAGCUCCUCACUCCCUCCCAUUGCCCCCUGGGGAGACAGCCCACCAGGCACUGGCUUCAGGCUCCUGGCUGUCAGAAUGCCCUUCCCAGAGUCGAUAUUAAUUUUCCUCCCUUCCUGCUUGUAGGACUCCACCUUUACGCCCUGUCGCAGGUAGAGCCCCUCCCCUUUGUUUGUUUUGUUUGUUUGUUUGGAGGGUGGAGAAAAUACUGGAAAGGUAUGGUCGGUUCUUUACAGAUUUUUAAGUGACAUUUUAAAGGAGAAUUCACUAACAGGGAGGGAGUGCAGGGAACGAAAUGGGACUGGAGAGGCCCGUGGAGGAAGUACAGCGUUUAGGUCAUCAGUUAGGGAAAAGGUUAGGCAUUUUAUCGUAUUUGAUGAGCAUUUCAGGGAACCUUUUCAACUAUUUUCAAAACGUGUGAAUGAAGUGUUCUUUCGGACAUUCUUAAACAAGAGCUUCAAAGGCGUGUAGCCUUGAUUUACUAUUAAAUCCUAAGGAUUUUGUGUAAGGUUUUUUUGCAACCUCUUUAAUUUUCAUCACUUAAAGUGCCCGUGGUUUUAUGUACUAGAACCAAAGCGAAACCCGCUGAUUCAUAUUGGAUCCCAGGUAUACCUUCUGGUAACAGGUAGUUAGUUGGGGAGGGUCCUUAGUGUCACACGGUGUGGCUUCCCUUUCCAAAGACUGUUUACACGUCUUAACUCUCUCCUGUGCCCUGUUCUGGUAGGAAAUCUGUUCAUUAGAUGGUCAGCUAAAACAAGUAUCUUUAGUGACAAGUCGCUUUUUCCUUUUACUUCUAACCAACUAAAAUGUAAAAAUAGGUCUUCAUGUUGGUGUUUUGCUUUGUUUUACUAAUUUUGAAAGGUAUGUAGAAAAAUUCAGGCCCUUUAUAAAGAAACACCACGUAAUGUUUAAAUUUUAAUAUGUCCCACAGAGUGGACAGAUGUAUUAUUUUCAUAUCUGCUGUAUUUAGUAAUUUAAUAUGCUCUAGAAAAACUAGGCAUCUUGCCAUUCUUUCAACAAGACUGUCUUUUAAACUGCUUUCCAGUUGAAGGGCACGUGUAACGGACGCUGACUGUUAAGGGCUGUUUGAGUCUGUGCUCUGCAGUGUUGUGGUAGAAUCUAUAAUUCAGGUCUUUACACACAUACGCACACGCAUGCACACACCCCACACAUGGACGCUGUUGACCAAGGAGCAAAUAUAACCAUUCAGUUUUAUAAUUCCGCUUUGCUUUUCACAGGCAUGGGAUCCGGACUGUUUCUCCUCUGUGAGGAUUUUAAUGCUCAGGCUUUAAUUCCGCUGUUUAAUUUUCAGGUUCCACCACAGCAAAACCCCACCCCGGUUUUUUUCAUUGCUGAGCUGGUUCUCUGUGGGGGCGCUGCCUUCUCUGCUGCUGCUGCUGUGCUGGUGGCUGGGCCACCCAGCGGGACCUCUGCUGCCCCUCCCGCCUCCCCCUUGCUUGGAGCUCCUUUCCUGCCUGGCUCUGCCCUCUUCCCGCUGCACCUCUGGAUGUCCUGCUCGGCGGACAUCCUGGCUCCUCUCCAGUGUUCACAUGUAGAAUUCCACUCUGGGGUGCAAGAGUGCUGUGCGUUGUUGCCCUGGGUUUGCAACGGGGUCACCUCUGAACCUUUGCUUCGACAGGUUUCUGCUCAGGAUUUCUUCCUCCAGGGCUUUGGUCGGAGAGAAUAACGCUGGCAUUCUGUUGUUUUGCAGUUGGACUGUGGGCGUGCGUGCGUGCGGCCGGCGGCGGCAUUAAUCAGCCCUUUAUUUUUGCCCUCUACUUCACAGGACCUCUUUUGCAUGAGUUCACUGUUAGUAGUAGCGCCUAGUCCGCCCGGAAGUGCGGCCUGUGCGACCGGGUCACUGCUCUGGCUGACCACGGCCUUCCUAACCUUAAUGUGCGUGCAGCACAGCGGUGUGCGUGGCUCGGGGGGUGGGCAGUGCGCUGAGCGUCCCAAGCCUAGAGGGGCUGGGAUGACCUCCUCCGUGCUCCCUAGCAGGCACUCUGCUCGCUCACUGGCGGGAAGUGACGUGGCCUCUGUCACCCCCCUUUGCACGUUGCACUAGUCACUGUAACAACUUGAUCAGGAAUAGGUGUGAAGAACAGUAGUGACGUGGUUGGAAAAAAUGUAUUGUGUGUAUCAUUUGUGUGAUUCCAUACUGAAAAAUGUGUUUGAACUGUAUUGUAAUUUGAAAGAUGUGUUAAUAAAGUAUCUUGCAGUUCCCA
Molecule: messenger RNA, 9982 nt
Organism: Rhinolophus ferrumequinum (greater horseshoe bat)
Lineage: Eukaryota; Metazoa; Chordata; Mammalia; Chiroptera; Rhinolophidae
Gene: RBM33
Product: RNA binding motif protein 33
Exons: 18
Coding region: 547-4068 (1173 amino acids)
Molecular function (GO): RNA binding
Source: RefSeq, a predicted model, not a curated record